Penicillium chermesinum is the source of this 1341-nucleotide messenger RNA. RefSeq lists its product as uncharacterized. The coding region runs from base 1 to 1341 and encodes 446 amino acids. Lineage: Eukaryota; Fungi; Ascomycota; Eurotiomycetes; Eurotiales; Aspergillaceae. Gene Ontology annotation, biological process: proteasome assembly. The record is from RefSeq and is a predicted model, not a curated record. Gene Ontology annotation, molecular function: proteasome binding. The transcript is spliced from 3 exons.
AUGGCGCCUGCUAAUGGGCACCUGCUGCUCCCCAAAAUAUGGAGGGCGGCAAGGUUUGCCUAUGAGAAGGCCUCCAGGGCUAUAAGAGCCAAACUACCAGAACCAACACAACACACAACCCUUCGAUAUCAGCCUGUCUAUGCCCGCAUCAACACCCACCAACCAAUCAACAAGGCUGCUGCCAUCCGACAGGCCCGAAGCCGCUACUUCUCGACCCGCGCGGCUGGUGCCUUCGUCUCCGCAGCUAAAUCGAGUGUUCAAGCGGACGCCGGUGCCUACCGAGCUACUCGAACUCACCUGCCGCGCUCCAUUUGCGUCCACCCUUCGUCCCAAUUUGACCGGGGCACCUUGGCCGUACUGCGGGGGGGCUAUGCUAUCGGCGCCGGCCGUUUCGGAGGCGCUCGGUACUUCUCGCAUGGACCCGCUGCACCUGCGCAGGUAAUUCAGAACGUCUCUCAGGGCGUCCGAGCCUUUUUCCUGUCGGGUCAGAAAAUCCGGUUCGACGGAAUUGACCCUCGCACGGGCGAGAAGCAGUACAAGGCCGUCAGCGCGCUGCAGGACCAGGCGGGUCGCAAGAUGACUUCCAUCCCCCGUACCGCGUCGGGCUCCUACCUUGAUUUUCAACUUUCGCCUACCAUUACUGCUUUCGGUGCUUUGGCUGCCUUUGGAAAGGAGGAGGGGGCUUCUACCGAGACUUUGCGGUCUGAAGGUCUGAUGGAUUUGCUCUCUGCGGAUUUUGCCCGUGCAUUCAAGGAGUUUGCCAUUGUUUUGAACGAUCUUAAGCGGCUUUCUGCCUUGGGUGAUCUUCCCAUAACUCUUGAAGAUCAAUCGACUCUCCGCGUCCGUUUCCCCGGCUGUGAUGCGGAAACCGUGGAGCGACUUUGCGAUGAAGUGGGCGUGCAACGAGGCCGGGUCAGCCAAGAUGAGGAUUUUGAUCUUCGAACUGGAGCUGAUUUGGCCCUCCUGUUCCCAUUCGCUCCUAGCAUGGCUUGUUCGUCUGAUGUAGAGUAUCUCUUCGAGAAGCCUGCAAAGUCAUGCUGCGCCUCUUCUCGUGAUCUCGACUGGCAAGACAUGCUGACGCCCGAGGGCCACAUGUUCUCCCCGAACUCUGGCUACGAUUCUGGCAAUGGUAUCAGUUUUGAUGACGAGGAGCUGUUCUGUAAUAACCCGUGGAAGAGUUCGUCUCGCUCGGCUUACUCGAGUAUCAACAUUAGUGAACUGGGUGACCGUGCUUUUUUCCAAGAAGCCUCUCCUGCCAGCAUCCCUGAAACCACGAGCGAGUAUGAUGGGUCGGAAGGGAUUCACCGGUUUCUUGCAGAAUGCGAUCGCGCUCGACGCUAG